Messenger RNA from Sebastes umbrosus (honeycomb rockfish), 1370 nucleotides. Its product is annotated as parvalbumin-like EF-hand-containing protein. NCBI's taxonomy places the organism in Eukaryota, Metazoa, Chordata, Actinopteri, Perciformes, Sebastidae. The record is from RefSeq and is a predicted model, not a curated record. Bases 251 to 727 code for a protein of 158 amino acids. Gene Ontology annotation, cellular component: cytoplasm; nucleus. Gene Ontology annotation, molecular function: calcium ion binding. The transcript is spliced from 4 exons.
UCAACCCUAUUAACAGGCCCAAUGGUGGAGGUCUUGUCCCAGUACAUCUGGAGAGACGAGUCCAGUCUUCUCUGCAGCAGCAGCAGCAGGAGCCAAGGUGUUAAUGGAGAAUGGCUCCACCGGGGAGACGAAGACAGGUGCAAGGCCACUGGUGGUGCAUCCUUCCCGUAUAUAAGAGCCAGAGAGAGGGGGAGGGUCGGCUGGACUGUACCAGGAAACCUUGAAUGUGCUCAGGACACUCUGGUAGAACAUGCAGGACGACUUUCGGCCGCAGGUGAAGAAGGUGGCCGUGGCCAUGGGCGCUUCACUCACUGAGCAGGACAUCGACCUCAUGCCACGGGAGAUGAGACAGCAGGGGAACUUCAACUACAGCAGGUUUCUGGAGUACAUGAGGCAGUUCAAGACCUCCGAGCAGCGAGAGGAGGCCAUCAAGAAGGCCUUCAUGAUGCUCGACAAAGACGGCAGCGGCUACAUCGAGUGGAACGAAAUCAAGUACAUCCUGUCGACCGUACCGACUGCAACGCCAUCAGCUCCUCUCUCUGACGAGGAGGCGGAGGCCAUGAUCCAGGCCGUCGACACCGACGGAGACGGACGCAUCGACUACAGAGGUGAGGGCCUCUCUGGUGCACCGACUGGUUGUCACCACCGAGAGUCAGCAGUCAGUAGCUCUUCAUGUCUGCUCCCUGACUUCACAAAGCUGAGUCAAACAUUACAUUGUGUACAGUAAAUAGAAAACAUGUCAGCUGGUUUCUAUCUCUUGUAAACUCAGCAUGAUAUAGAGCUGCUGUAAUCAUAAUGCCAACAUCUUGUUUUUUAGUUAUUAAAAUAGUGCACACUUGUUAUUACAGAGAGCAAAGAGACUAAAUUAACUGCACAGAAACACUCACAUCUGGCUCUGUGUGUCUCCCUCCUCGCCGCCAGAGUUCUCAGACAUGGUGAAGACGGAGAAGACACCGAGGAAGUAGAGGUCACCUGGUGAAUCUGUGAGAGGAGAGGAAGACCAUCUCUCUGAAGAAUGAUCUUCCUCGUGUGGAUCAAGACUUUAGGGAGUGUGAGGACUGCUCAUAUCAGUUUGCUGAAUGAAAAAAAAGAUUUAAAAAAAAAAAAUAGAAUUGGAGAAACGUAGGUUAGUUCAAGUUGUUUUAGACACAUGAACGCUUUAUUGGCUGACCCGAAUUCUGUGGCUCCUCCUCAACCGUGACGAAAUAGCUGUAGUAUAAUUUGUUCUUCGUUCUUUGAUUCAUGUUAAACUGUAUGUUUAUGGAGGACGGAGCUUGCCAAAAUAAAAAUAAAACAAUGAAUAAAUAAAUAAAUGACUCAAUGAAUAAAUAAAUAUCUCAUUAAAUGUUGCAAAAAUAUUAAACAUUGAA